Molecule: messenger RNA, 564 nt
Organism: Sphenostylis stenocarpa
Lineage: Eukaryota; Viridiplantae; Streptophyta; Magnoliopsida; Fabales; Fabaceae
Source: the annotation of a GenBank genome assembly
AUGGCCCCAACAAGGAUAAGAGGUGCACUCAACAUUGGAUUUCAAAUGAUGAUCACAAUUGGCAUAUUAAUUGCAAACCUUAUCAACUAUGGGACUGCAAAACUAGAAUAUGGUUGGAGAGUUUCUUUAGGUAUUGGUGCAGUUCCCGCAAUAAUGUUAUGUGUAGGAGCUCUUUUCUUAGGUGACACGCCAAACUCUCUGAUUGAAAGAGGUAAAAUAGAAGCGACUAAGAAAAUGUUGCAAAGGAUUCGUGGCAUUGAUAAUGUUGAGGAGGAGUUCCAAGACCUCGUUGAUGCGACUACAAGCAGCCAAAGAUACAUUGCCAACGUUGAUAUUAAGGUUAAUAAUGAUGAUAGUCAUAAAUAUACUUUCCUCGGAAGUGGUACGAUAAGUAAUGGUGAUAAUGACACUAAUUAUGAUAUUGGUGACAAUGAUAAUGAAUAUAAUAAUUAUGAUAACAAUGUUUGUGGUAAUAAUUCUAAUAUUGAUAGAAGUUACGGUAAUAACAAAAAUGAUUGUGGCAAUGCUAGUCAAGAUAAUAGCUAUGAUAAUGACCAUGAAUAA